Messenger RNA from Cryptococcus wingfieldii CBS 7118, 795 nucleotides. RefSeq lists its product as hypothetical. NCBI's taxonomy places the organism in Eukaryota, Fungi, Basidiomycota, Tremellomycetes, Tremellales, Cryptococcaceae. The record is from RefSeq and is a predicted model, not a curated record. The transcript has 3 exons. Gene Ontology annotation, cellular component: mitochondrial large ribosomal subunit. Gene Ontology annotation, molecular function: structural constituent of ribosome; ribonuclease III activity. Gene Ontology annotation, biological process: mitochondrial translation; RNA processing. Bases 1 to 795 code for a protein of 264 amino acids.
AUGGCUCUCGCUUCCUCGUCUUCCAGCGUGCUCAAAUCAGCACAGGCUGCCCCUCUCAAACGUUUAACGUCCCAGGCUCGCACUUACGCUACCCCUGCUGCCGCCACAUCCACCUUCUCUCCCCCUCCCCAAUCCUAUCCAUCGUCCAGCACAAGCACAACGCCCUCAGCUGCCCAGUCCUACCUCACAAACCUCCUCUCGCUGCCUCCCUCUCGCCAGUUCUCUCCUUCCCUCGCUCUUCAAAUCCUCACCCACAAAUCCUACCGGUUCUCCCACCCCGUCCGCUCCAUCUCGCCCGAAGACCCAUCCGCAAUCCUCGAAACAUCUGCUCCCCACAACAGCCGGCUUGCCUUUCUCGGACGUCGGGCGUUGACCACGUAUCUGGCGUUAUUCGUGCAUGAACAAUAUGCGGGCUCUAGUGGAAAACUGCAGGAGCAAGGAGGAGACUUUUUGAGAGGUAAAGAGCUGGAUGAAAGACUGGCGAAUUUGAGGCAUCCCAGUAAUCUGGGGAGGGUUCUCGGAGGUGCAUGGGGUUUGGAGGAGGUGAUGAGGUGGGAUAGAAAUAUUACUGGCCAUGCGACAGGUCACGCCUCGGUCAAGGGCCAAGCUGUUGAGGCCGUUAUGGGUGGUAUCUUUACCCAAUUCGGGUCACCAGCUGCCCACCGGGCUUUCCACCUCCACAUUCUUCCCAAAGUUGCCAGCCAACUGAGAGAUCCAUUCCUGGUAGAAAAAGUGCAAAGUGUGAGAGAAGAACUGGAAAAAGAGUUUGGAAGGGGCAUUCUGCCAAAGCAAUAG